Messenger RNA from Corticium candelabrum, 1502 nucleotides. Its product is annotated as telomeric repeat-binding factor 2-interacting protein 1-like. Lineage: Eukaryota; Metazoa; Porifera; Homoscleromorpha; Homosclerophorida; Plakinidae. The record is from RefSeq and is a predicted model, not a curated record. Gene Ontology annotation, cellular component: shelterin complex. The transcript is spliced from 13 exons. Gene Ontology annotation, biological process: telomere maintenance via telomere lengthening; regulation of DNA-templated transcription. Gene Ontology annotation, molecular function: telomeric repeat DNA binding. Bases 36 to 1340 code for a protein of 434 amino acids.
UCCGCGUAUAAGCUAACGCACGUUAUCAUUUAUUUAUGGCGGACUUUGAUGGUGAAAGUUGCGCCUGCAGUUCUGCUUUAUUUACAAACCUGAACGGUAGCCCUCUUGAAUUCUAUAUUGCACCAGGACCGGAGAAAGCAAGGCUGAAACCACUUAUUAAGCGAGGCGGUGGUGUGCUGACCAGCAGUUUGAAUGAUAAAUGUAUCAGGCUUGUGACAGCUGCUGGCGCUACAACAAAUGGUCUUGUGCAUGUCAGUUAUGUAACAGAUUGUGUUAGAGAGAAUUGCUUAUUGCCCAUAAAAGACUACAAACGAGCUAAACAGACAGAAGGCAAGGGGGAAGAAGUGGGAAGUUCAAAAAUGUGCGCUUCAGCUGCUGUUACUACGAAGUCAAGUGCUUCGAAAGGACGGCAGCAGUACACUGGUGCAGAAGAUAAAGCAAUUGAUGACUUUGUAAAGGCCCAUGCUGGGCUUUAUGAGAGAAAAAUUGGUGGCAUAGAACUAUGGAAGGAGAUGGAGUGUAGGAAGAUCACAACUCACUCAUGGCAGUCAAUGAAAGAUCGUUAUCUAAAAUUCAUCAGAAAGAAGCCAAGUACUGAUAAGGAACAGCAAGAUAAACGGAAGAACCCUGUUGCAACUGUUUCAGAACAUCCUGAAACUGUUAGUUUAUCUAGUGAAUUACAUAACAAUGAAAUUGCUUCGGCUACCUGUGCUAGCCCCCACUCCCAACCUGCUCGAAAAAGAAGGAAAAAGACUAGAAUUGUCCAGGAGUUACCAGAUGUUGACGAGAGUGAUGAUGAUCCUUUCAGCGAAUCUAUUCUUCAAGAAAAACCAGGAGGAUCAUUUGUACAAAGAAAUGUGGUGCAGAAGUCUACAGAAAUAGACAAUGAGGUGCAGACCAAUGAUUUGAAUAGCAGCUUUGACGAAAAUUUGCUUGAGAUAGCUGCAGAGACCAGUCGACAUGCCACCUGCCAAACACUUCCGCAACAGAUGGAUGAUUCUGGUGUAGAUGAUGCAGAAGAUCAUUCUCAUCAGCAAGAUGAGUUGUUGCAUGACCAGUCAGAAAGUGUUGAGAAUUGUUGGACUAAAAUUGUUGAGGAUAUAAUGUCGUCUGAGAAAUGCUCGUAUGUUGAAGUGUUUCGUGCGUUAUACUUAAUGUCGGGUAAUAGACAUGAUGCUCUUCAUUACAUCAGAUAUGACUGCUCCCGUCUUGGAUGGCCAGCCUGGACACAAGAGGAAGAUGCUGUGCUGAUGAGUACAAAUGAACGUCGCAUUCGAAAGCUAUACCGUCUGCGCUCUCAACUAGACAUUCAGAGACGCAUUUCUUUCUUAGACAGUUAGUUCACUCGUGCUGUGAGUCUACUUGACAGUUGAGAAAGUAAAACAGUUUGUUGUAGGAUUUAUAGGAUACUGAGGGACUGUUUGCAAAUAUUGAGAUGUAUAGUUUGAUUUGUUCCUAUAGACAGAUGACUAAGGGACCUGGUCCAAAAGCCAGGAUAAGCA